GUCUCAAAUGAAUGAUGUUUAUAUAACAGACUCAUUUGCGUACUCCGCUCUUCUACCCCAAAUAAAAAGAACCUCUUCCAGCUUUAGACAAUUAGUAUUUUUCAACGCAUCUCCAACUUCAGCUCCGCAAUCAAGCCGCAAAUAUGCCUUGGCAGAAGAUUGACCACCAGUUUGCCAAUGUUAAGCUCAGCUAUGACUCUGAGCCGAAUUUCCAGCCAUGCAUCAAAGUAUCCGUAUUUUUCAAAAAGAUUGAUUCCAUCGACUAUGAUGCCUUCUUCGGCCAUUGGCAGACAGUCCAUGCUGAUCUAGCCAUUGCGACACAAGCAUUCAAAAAUCACAUUGUUCGAUAUGCUCAACAUCACCAAACGCCAGAAAUGAAAGCGCGAGCUGCAAGUCUUGGAGAAAAUGUUCUUGAAUAUGAUGGCUGUGCGCAACUAUGGGUCCGCACAUGGGACGAUUGGCUCGCGUUUUACAACAGCAAAGAGUAUGCCGCGGCGCUGAGUGCAGAUUGUGACAGAUUCAUGGCCUUGCCUAUGACCUAUAUGGUUGGUUAUGAGAACCUAAUUGUUGGCGAUGCGUCAAAGAUCAUGGGUGGUAAAGAUGGCUUUGUUAGGUAGAUAAGUGAAAAGAUGAAUUAAAACUACUAGCAUCAUGUUAGAUAGUCAUUGAGACAAGACGAG
Molecule: messenger RNA, 680 nt
Organism: Pseudogymnoascus verrucosus
Lineage: Eukaryota; Fungi; Ascomycota; Leotiomycetes; Thelebolales; Thelebolaceae
Exons: 2
Coding region: 144-617 (157 amino acids)
Molecular function (GO): oxidoreductase activity
Source: RefSeq, a predicted model, not a curated record